Teleopsis dalmanni is the source of this 453-nucleotide messenger RNA. RefSeq names its product bolA-like protein DDB_G0274169. NCBI's taxonomy places the organism in Eukaryota, Metazoa, Arthropoda, Insecta, Diptera, Diopsidae. The transcript has 3 exons. The record is from RefSeq and is a predicted model, not a curated record. The coding region runs from base 18 to 392 and encodes 124 amino acids. Gene Ontology annotation, cellular component: mitochondrion.
CUCAUAUUUAUUAAAUAAUGCACAGUAUAAUAAAAAAUGUUUGUGUACGUUUCAAUCAUUCUGGAAGUAUGUGCAUUCCGCCAAUAGAAUCAGCUAUACGAAAUGCUUUGAUGGAAAAGCUGCAACCGAUACAUCUUGAAGUUUUAAACGAAUCCCACAUGCAUAACGUACCCAAGGGUUCAGAAACACAUUUUAAGUUGUUAAUAGUGUCGGAAAUGUUCGAGAGUUUGUCUCUUAUUAAACGUCAUCGUCUAGUAAAUGAAAUUGUAAAAAAUGGACUUAGUGGCGGCUUCGUGCAUGCAUUAUCCAUAGAAGCAAAAACGCCUAAACAAUGGGAUUCUAGCUAUGUGGUGCAACCAAGUCCUAAUUGUCUGGGAGGAUUUGGAAAAUAAUAACAUUUAUAUUUUCAGUCUUUUGAAAAAUUAAAUAUAAACAAAAAAUUGAAACUUUAAA